AUGGCACCGGCGCGCAGUGAUUGCCGCCUAUACCUGCAUUAUCGUCUCAUCCCUUCGUCGCACCGAUACGACGCGGGUGCGGCGGUGCUGGAGGGACCCAAGGGCGCCAAUCCCGCGUCGGGCGGCGCUGCGACCGUCGCCACACCCGCGUCGCAGCGGCGGCGGCGGUGGCCACGGAUCCCGCCCUCGAUACCCGCCGCCGGAAUUUCGCCCCAACGCGCGGCCUCGGAUCUGGGGACGACUGCUGCAAGCCUUUGCUGCGCGGGUGGCUUCGUGCCUGACGAACACUCGAAGAGUUUAUGGCUGGGGUUCGCGUCGGCGUGA
Molecule: messenger RNA, 324 nt
Organism: Punctularia strigosozonata HHB-11173 SS5
Lineage: Eukaryota; Fungi; Basidiomycota; Agaricomycetes; Corticiales; Punctulariaceae
Exons: 2
Coding region: 1-324 (107 amino acids)
Source: RefSeq, a predicted model, not a curated record